CUCAAAGCAUAAAGAGCAAUGAGAAGUGUUCUAGACAUUAAACUCAGAAGGCUGGGUGCCAUUCUGCGUUUCAUAUCCAACUUUCUGCAUGGUCUCGCACUUAGCAGCCUGAGGGGCCUUCCGGUCCUCGGUUCUUUGCUUAUACCUAUUAAUAAGUUCCUGGAUAUUAAUCCUCCUGGUCGCUGGCUUGACUGCAUAUUCUGGAACAGGCUAUGUCAUAUUAGGAUUACAUCAGAACGUAAAGGAAAAUUUCAUAUUUUUACUUUCUUUAGGAUAAUUUUAGUGAUACUAAUAAGUAAAAAUUUGCUCAAAUUCCAUAAUUUUUUAUACCGACAUUGAGAAGAAAUUUGGUAUCCAGGAUGAUAUCUGAAGCUUAGAGCAUCAUAAUGGAGGUUUUAUGCGAAAUUAGUGCUGUAUAAUUUAUAUUGAGUUUUACAACUAAUCUAUGAACCAUAAUGCGAAGUUUUUAAUUUCUUAAAAAUUAUUCGUUGUUAGAAUCUCAGGUCAGAAGACAUUUCCUUUGCAAGUGUUGUUUUUAAAUUAUGUUAAAUCAGUUUUGAAGGGACAGUCUUUGUAGGUUAAGAGCUAUGCGCAAAUCUGGGAUAUGAAUACAACCUCUAUUUAGGUUUUAUAAACUACUUAUGGAUGACCAGCCUUUAGAAUGUAAGUUAAAAGUGAUGGAAUCCGAGUUUAUAAACUUACAAGUUUCUCCUUAAAAUGCUCUCUAUGCUUCGGCAUUAUGCUUAUGCCAUUUUUCUUAACUUUCUCCGUUUUUGAUGGUGAAGUUGGCUCUAUUGACGAGAGUUUUAUCUUGAUUCAUAGCAGAAGUCAGCCUAGUAGAGUAAUCACUCAGAUAGCCCAUAAGAUCAAUAAGCUUGUAAUUCUCAUUUAGUAAAUGAUUUCGGAACUUUG
Messenger RNA from Moneuplotes crassus, 912 nucleotides. NCBI's taxonomy places the organism in Eukaryota, Ciliophora, Spirotrichea, Euplotida, Euplotidae. The record is from the annotation of a GenBank genome assembly.